GCAGGGGUAGGUCUGUGGCCAUGGGGGCGUCCGCCCGGCUGUUGCGCGCGGUGAUCAUGGGAGCUCCGGGCUCGGGCAAGGGCACCGUGUCUUCGCGUAUCAUCAAGCAUUUCGAGCUGAAGCACCUCUCCAGUGGGGACCUGCUGCGACAGAACAUGCUGCGAGGCACAGAAAUUGGUGUGUUAGCCAAGCCUUUCAUUGAUCAAGGGAAGCUCAUUCCAGAUGAUGUCAUGACUCGGCUGGCCCUUCAUGAGCUGAAAAAUCUCCCUGAGCACAGCUGGCUGUUGGAUGGUUUUCCAAGGACACUCCCACAGGCAGAAGCUCUGGACAGAACUUAUCAGAUAGACACCGUGAUUAACCUGAACGUACCCUUUGAGGUCAUUAAGCAACGCCUUACUGCUCGCUGGAUUCACCCAGCCAGUGGCCGUGUCUACAACAUUGAGUUCAACCCUCCCAAAACUGUGGGCAUUGAUGACCUGACCGGAGAGCCUCUCAUUCAGCGUGAGGACGACAAGCCAGAGACGGUCAUCAAGAGACUGAAGGCAUACGAGGCUCAAACGGAGCCGGUCCUGGAAUAUUACCGGGAAAAAGGGGUGUUGGAAACGUUCUCUGGAACAGAAACCAAUAAGAUCUGGCCCAGCGUAUAUGCUUUCCUACACACAAAGAUUCCAGAAACACACCAGAAGGACUCCGUCACUCCAUGAGGAGAAACGCACAUCACCAGGAAGAGAGCAGGAGCUGCUUGUGCUCACCUCCAGAAACCCCUCUGCCUAGGGCUCCAGCACGUGUGAAUUCUUUGGAAAUUGUGUCUUAUGUCUAGUAUUUUUGGGGGGAUACUACUAAGGAUGUGCCAAAUGAUCAAAUAGAAAAGAUUCAUCUUUUAUGACCCUCUAAUAUGUUUUAUCCAGUUAUCUUUUAUAGGUUAUUCAAGAACAGCAGGAUGGCUAAUCUUUUGAAAACCUGGGGAAAGCAAAAAUGUGAAAGUCAUUGAUAGCAAUCAUUUUGUUUGAUAAAGACAAGUAUUUGAUAAGAUUUUCAGUUUUCUGGAAAAGUUUAGUCAUUUCUGGCACCGUGGGACAUGGUUUUGUGAGACAUUCUAUUAAAUUAUAGAAAAAAAAGCAACUGGA
Lepus europaeus (European hare) is the source of this 1127-nucleotide messenger RNA. Its product is annotated as GTP:AMP phosphotransferase AK3, mitochondrial-like. The record is from RefSeq and is a predicted model, not a curated record. Gene Ontology annotation, biological process: nucleobase-containing compound metabolic process. Gene Ontology annotation, molecular function: ATP binding; AMP kinase activity. The transcript has a single exon. Gene Ontology annotation, cellular component: mitochondrion; cytoplasm. NCBI's taxonomy places the organism in Eukaryota, Metazoa, Chordata, Mammalia, Lagomorpha, Leporidae. Bases 21 to 704 code for a protein of 227 amino acids.